AUGCGGUGCAAGAUGAUGAUGAGGUGUCCUGCUGGAGUACCAGGAGGGUGGCUUCGUUCGAGAUUUCUCCAAAGCGUGAGGUGUUUUGCGGCGGGGGUGAAUGGUUCGUACCAAGUCCGGGGACCAUUGGCCCAGCUGAGAGACGUGGUCGACGUAAACGAGAUGGCGUGGCCGUCGUUCUUGACAUCCCCGCGGACGGCGGCGGUCAUCGGCGCGCCUGCUAUGUUUGGGCAGCCCCUUGCGGGGACGGACAAGAGUCCUCAGCUACUGAGGGAGGCCGGCCUCCAUCAGAACCUUGCAGCGCUGGGUUGGCGCGUGGAAGAGAUGGGUGACGUGGACAUGACUGGCCCCCCAGGAGGAGCGGACCCUGCCGCAGCCGGCGGCGACGCCCGCCAUAGCUUGGCGGUGGGUGCCGGGUGUCGCCGACUCUCCGAGGCGGUCUUCGAAAAGGCGGCCGAAGGAAAGUUCGUCUUGACUCUUGGCGGGGACCAUUCUAUCGCGUUGGGGACUUUGGCUGGCGUUCUGAGGGCGAGGCCGGACACGAGAGUGCUUUGGUGCGACGCCCACGCGGACAUAAACUCCCCGAAGGGUUCGCCGAGCGGAAACAUGCAUGGGAUGCCGCUGUCGUUCGUGAUGGGCCUCUCCGAUCCUUCGACGGUCCGCGGCCUGGAGUGGCUCUGUGAGACUGACGUCCCCGUCUUGCGUCCCGAGAGAAUCGCGUACGUUGGCCUGCGCGACGUGGACGUUUACGAGAGGAAGAUCCUGCAUCGCCUCAAACAAGAGCACGGGCUCUUCGCGUCGACCAUGCAGGACGUGGAUCGCCUAGGCAUCGGGCGGGUGAUGGAGCUCGCCUUGGAGGCGCUGGGUGUCACUGGAAACGGCGACGAGGAGAAAGGCGCCCCCCUGCACUUGUCGUUCGACAUCGACGCUGUCGAUCCGAAGGUUGCGCCUGCAACGGGAACUGUCGUUCGUGGAGGGCUCAACUAUCGCGAGGCUAUGUAUGUCGCGGAGUCCUGCGUUGAGACUGGUCGGCUGGGUUCAAUGGAUAUGGUGGAGGUUAACGCCGACCUGACCGAACCAUCGGCAGCCGCUGAAACGGUGCAGCUGGGCCUCGUGGCGGUGGCGUCCGCAAUGGGCAGCCGCAUUUUGUGAACUAGUCGGUGAUGUUGGUUGACGGUGUGUAAAAGGUGGCGCGAUUGCGCCCCGGGUUGAGGGUGUGCAAACGUGGCGUGGUAGCGCCACCGCCAACCACACGUACGUUUGGUGAUAUUUGUCCGGUGUUGUUUGCCAGCCUUGCAGUGAGGAGAUGGUGGGUACUGCUCCCACGUGUGAACCAUGUGAUGUCGUGUUCGCUUGUCUG
Molecule: messenger RNA, 1360 nt
Organism: Ectocarpus siliculosus
Lineage: Eukaryota; Phaeophyceae; Ectocarpales; Ectocarpaceae
Source: the annotation of a GenBank genome assembly